Messenger RNA from Clarias gariepinus (North African catfish), 2020 nucleotides. RefSeq names its product ureidoglycolate lyase (gene ugl). The coding region runs from base 213 to 1877 and encodes 554 amino acids. NCBI's taxonomy places the organism in Eukaryota, Metazoa, Chordata, Actinopteri, Siluriformes, Clariidae. Gene Ontology annotation, biological process: glyoxylate cycle. The transcript has 16 exons. Gene Ontology annotation, molecular function: malate synthase activity. The record is from RefSeq and is a predicted model, not a curated record. Gene Ontology annotation, cellular component: cytoplasm.
UUCCUGUACAUAACCUACGGAGGUUUUGCGAUGCUUUGCGCAUGCGCUCCCAGUGUAAAAUUAACGAAUCACUCCCCGAGACUACUCGUUCUUCUCACGUUAAAGAUUCGCUCAAAAAGAACAUUUCACAUGAAGACAGAUAGAUUGAUAAGCCUGAAGUGCGAUGACCUUUACCAAAGUCCAACUCAAAAGGAACUGAGUGUUCGAGGAGAAUGCUGGUACCGUACAAUACAGAAGUGGUGCCUCCACCUCGGGGCCUGAAGAUGGAGUUUGAGACCCUCUUCACCACUCAAGCUCUGCAGUUCCUGUCAGAUCUGUGCUCCAGGUUUCAGCCGGAGGUCGACAAGGUCCUGAAGAUAAGAAUCCUGCGGAAGGUGCAGCUGGAUCUCGGGGAAGAGCUGCCCGGUUUCCUGGAGGACACGGCUCACAUCCGGAACGAUCCGUCCUGGAAAGUGAGUCCCGUCCCUGUCCGACUGCACUGCAGACAUGUGGACAUCGGUGACCUUUCACCCUGUGACACGCAGCGAUUUCUGCAGGGCCUCAAAUCGACAGCACAGGGAAUACAAGUAGAUUUUGACGACGGGAACUGCCCGACAUACUACAAUCAGAUAAAAGGCAUCUAUAACAUUUAUAAGGUUGUGCACAAUAAGUUUUAUGAUGCCCCGCCCAUAUCCCACGCCCCAGUUCUUAUGCUCCGCCCUCGUGCUUGGAACAUGGUGGAGCACAACAUGUUGGUAAAUGGUCGGGAGGUUCCUGGUCCUCUCUUUGACUUCGGCUUGCUGAUGUUCCACAAUGCAAAGCUGCUCCUUCAGAACCAGAGCGGACCUUUUUUCUAUUUGUCCAAAGUGGAGAGUUACCUGGAGGCCAGGUUGUGGAAUCAGAUUUUUCUCUGGACCGAGGACAGGCUCGGCUUGCCAGUGGGCAGUAUCAAGGCGACGGUUCUCAUCGAGUGUGUCCUGGCUACGUUUGAGAUGGAAGAGAUCCUGUACGAGCUCAAAGAGCACUCUGCCGGUCUGAACUGUGGCAUCUGGGAUUACUCCGCAUCAUUCGUCAACAAAUUCGGUCAUCGUGCUGAGUUCCUGCUGCCUGACCGCAGUAAGUAUGUAAACAUGGAGAAACUGUUCCUGCGCAGUUACAUGGAGCUGCUGGUGCAGACGUGCCAUCGCAGGGGCGCACUGGCUACCGGGGGCAUGGCGGCGCUCCUGUUACCCCCCAACAGAGACAGCGAUCUGUACGAUACCGUACUGAACACCGUCACCAGACUCAAGCUUUUGGAAAUUAAAGCAGGAGUCGAUGGUUUCAUGGUGUACGACAUGAACCUGAUUGAGCCCAUGCAAAAGUUGUUCCAGCUCCACUGUAGAGGACAGAACCAGCUCCAGCAGCUACGCACUGACGUCUGUGUGACCCCUAAAGAUCUGCUCACUAUGCCAGCGGGUGGAGUAACAUUGAAUGGAUUGAAGCACAACAUUGCAGUUGGUGUGUUGUUUAUCGAAGCGUGGCUCUCGGGUAGAGGACACUUCUUCUUUAAGGGACAGGUGGAAGACUCUGCUACUGCAGAAAUCUCUCGGUCUCAGGUGUGGCAGUGGAUUAGACACCGCGUGAAACUGGAGGAUGAUGGGAGGACCGAAGUGACUUGUGUGUUUGUCAGGAGCUUAACGCAAGGCAUGAUGGGAGAUCUGAGGGCAGCGACGCGCUGUCAGAGUCAAAGAGAUGAAGAGAGGUUACUCACAGCCGCGUCCAUGUUUCUGGAGCUGGUACAAAAGAGCGAUUUCCCAGAAUUCCUCACCACCUAUCUGUACCUGGACCACACGUUCCUGAACGCUCAGCUUCAGCAUGAAGACGGAGGCAUGGACAGCUCUCACCGAGCCAGGCUUUAAUCACAAUACUACUUUUGUCAUGUGACCUAAGAGUAAACGUUAUGAUGGAUGAAAUAAAGGCAGGAUCAUGGCGGUGCCUGGGAUUAGACACGUUUGUGUGUGAACGAGCCUCUGCUGUGUGAAUUAAAUCAAUCUGUUACACA